Danaus chrysippus (African queen) is the source of this 2121-nucleotide messenger RNA. NCBI's taxonomy places the organism in Eukaryota, Metazoa, Arthropoda, Insecta, Lepidoptera, Nymphalidae. The record is from the annotation of a GenBank genome assembly.
UUGAUUGGUAAUUCGCAGCCCGAAAACCCCUACACCUGCGUUAUUGGAGCUGGAUAUUCUGGCCUAGCUGCUGCCAGAUAUUUGCAGCAGUACGGUCUUAACUUUACAGUUCUUGAAAGAACGAAAUACGUAGGUGGCACUUGGAGAUUUGAUCCCCACGUCGGCGUUGAUGAAGAUGGUGUACCAGUCUCUACAAGUCAAUACAAAUAUUUAAAGACGAAUUCGCCAUGGCAAACUAUGUCAUACGAUGGCUUUCCGUUCCCAGACAACACCCCUUCAUAUGUAAGCGGGCAGUGCUUCUACAAAUACAUAAAAUCGUUCGUAAAACACUUUGAUUUGAUGAAGUACAUUCAACUUCGUAGCUACGUGAAAUCGGUAAAGAAGUUGGAAAAUAAUUGGGAAAUAACAUACACUAGAACUGAUACCUAUGAAAAUGAGACAGUGUAUUGUGACUUUGUGGUUGUAGCCAUUGGACAAUAUAAUAAACCGCAUGUAGUAAAGUUUCCUGGUUUAGACGAAUUUGAAGGUACGGUUAUUCAUAGUCACGACUACAAAGCUCCUGAGCCAUACAAAAACAGCAACGUUCUUGUAGUAGGAGGUGGACCUUCUGGUUUAGAUAUAGGAAUACAAUUGCAGAAAGUUGCUAAAAAAAUUGUACACAGCCAUCAUUUCAAAUAUAAUGAACCACAGUUUCCUAAGAACUACAUUAAAAAACCAGAUAUAAAAAAUUUUGUACACAAUGGCGUAUACUUUAAUGACUCUAGUUUUGAAGAACUUGAUCAUGUCAUUCUGGCCACAGGUUAUCGUAUGCAUCAUCCCUUCCUGGAUAAAAGUAGUGGUUUAUUGUUAACGAAUAGGUAUGUGAUGCCUUUGCACAACCAAGUCAUCGAUAUACGAGAACCCAGUUUAAUGUUCAUCGGGAUUUCUAAACAAUAUAUUAACAAAAUAUUGAAUGCUCAGGCUGAAUAUAUAGCAUUAUUCAUAGCAGGAAAAUUUGAAUUACCUUCUGAAGAAGAAAUGCUAGAGAUGUGGAUGAAUAAACAUUCACCACGAAAACUCAAAGAUGUCAACAGUUUUGUAACGGAACCCCUAGAGAAGCCUCAUACGUGCAUCAUAGGAGCUGGCUAUUCUGGUCUGGCUACUGCCAGAUAUUUGCAGCAGUAUGACCAGAACUUCACUGUCUUUGAAAGAACCAAGAAUAUCGGCGGAACAUGGAGAUUCGACCCAAAUGUAGGCGUAGAUGAAGUCGGCGUACCAGUUUCCACCAGCCAAUACAAAUAUUUAAGAACAAAUUCUCCACGGCAAAGUAUGGCUUUCACAGAUUUCGCAUUCCCAGAAUCCACUCCAACUCAGGAUUAUAGAUACCCUGAGUUGUUCAAAAAUCGUAAAGUACUCCUUGUGGGAGCCGGGCCUUCUGGUUUAGACUUGGCAUUACAAUUGAGCAACAUCACAUCCAAGUUGGUACAUAGCCAUCACUUAGAGUACAACGAACCAUAUUUCUCUAAAUCGUACAUUAAAAAACCGGAUAUCAAGGCAUUUGUAUCAAAUGGAGUUAUUUUUAAAGAUAUGACUUUCGAAGAUGUUGAAGAUGUUAUAUUCGCCACAGGGUUGAAGAGAGACUAUCCUUUCUUAGACGAAAGCAGUGAUUUAAUAAUGACAACUCAUUUCGUUCUGCCUCUCCACAACCAAAUAGUGAAUAUACGGCGACCCACUAUGUUGUUCAUUGGCGUUAUAAAGCAUUUCAUGAAUAGAAUAUUAGAUGCACAGGCGGAUUAUAUUGCAUCAUUGAUAUCAGGACAAUUUAAGGUACCACCUCAAGAAAAAAUGUUAGAAAAAUGGCUGUUAGAUAAUGGUAACAAAAAGCUUAAUGACAUACAUAACAUAGUGCCCCAUGUGAAAAAAUAUAUUGAAGAUAUAACCGAAGAAGCGAAUAUUAACAGAGUCCCGCCAGUUUUGGUGGAUUUAAUAAAUUUUAAUGGACAAAAUCUAAUACAAAACCUCCUUCACUAUAGAGAUUACGAGUUCAAAAUCAUUGAUCCAUUUAACUACACAACUAAAAUUAUUCGUAACCACACGGAAGAAAGACAGCGGGAGUGUCCCAUAAAAGAUGUAAAGUUAUAA